CCCCAGCUUUGCCUUUUUGACUUGGGACCUGGCAGUGGUGGGCUUGUGCCAAGAUGAGCAGCUUCGAUGUCUUGACAUUCCCUGUGGUGGUUGCCAAUUCUAGGCAAAGAAUCGCCUGUACAAGGAAUCAGUCCCGUACUGGUGAAUAUGUGUUUCGUGGCAAAAAAGAACUGGGUAGGCUUAACUUCUUGCAAUCCUAAACCUGCUGAGUACAAUAACUUUGCUGGGUGAUCCUAUGAAUGCUUGCUUAGAAGUUGUAAGCCCCAUUCUGCUCAGUCGGGGGUUCUCCAGUGUGCAUAGGAAUGUAGAUUUAAAAGUUGGAAGAGAUGCAAGAUUCAAAAGAUCCACCCACCUGCUGAAAGCCAGAAGCAUCAAUAUAAAGACUUGACAGCUUUGCGGGCACUAUCCAGACACCAUAGUGUUGCAAGCAUGUGCUCUCUCUCUCUCUAUAUAUAAUUUUUUAUUAUUUUUUUUAACAUAUCAUUUUCAACAGUAAUCAAACAUACUUUUACAUCUUAUUCGCAUUUUUGACUUCCAUCAAUCCUGUCUGAAAUUUUUCCAAUCUAAUCUCUCAGUAUGCAUUUCUUAUCUUCCCUAUUACAUUUCAAACUCAUAACCAAUAUCUCUUAUCUUUUUCUACUUUGUAACACUUCGUGUAUUUCUCCUUACAAAACUUCUUGUAGUCCUACUAGCGUAAUUCGUUGAUUACAGUUGCUCUUCAAAUAAUUCAUAUACUUCUUCCAAUCUUCUGUAAAUCUCUGGUCCCGCAGGUUUCGAAUCCUUCAUGUCAUUUUGUCCAAUUUUGCAUAGUCCAUUAAUUUUGUCUGCCAUUCUUCUUUCGUUGGAAUUUCUUCUUGUUUCCAUUUCUGGGCUAACAAUACACUUGCCGCAGUUGUUGCAUAUAAAAACAAUUUAACAUCUUGCCUAUUAAUGUCCUGACUUAUAAUACAGUGGUACCUCACAAGACGAAUGCCUCGCAAGACGAAAAACUCGCAAGACGAAAGAGUUUUUCGUUUUUUGAGUUGCUUCGCAAGACGAAUUUCCCUAUGGGCUUGCUUCGCAAGACGAAAACGUCUUGCGAGUUUGUUUCCUUUUCUUAAAACCGUUAAUACCGUUAAAACCGUGCUUCGCAAGACGAAAAAAUCGCAAGACGAAAAAACUCGCAGAACGAAUUAAUUUCGUCUUGCGAGGCACCACUGUACUAAGUAAAAAUGCUUCUGGUUUUUUAAAAAAUGUAUAUUUCAACAUCUUUUUCAUCUCAUUAUAUAUCAUUUCCCAGAAGUUCUUUACUUUUUUACAUUCCCACCACAUAUGAUAAAAUGUUCCUUCUUUUUCUUCACAUUUCCAACAUUUCUUAUUUGUCUUAUACAUUUUAGCUAAUUUCACUGGUGUAAUAUACCAUCUAUACAUCAUUUUCAUCAUAUUCUCUUUCAAAGCAUUACAGGCUGUAAAUUUUAUCCUUUCAUUCAUUCACCUUUCCCAUUCAUCAAGCUGUAUAUUAUAUCCAAAGUCUUUUGCCCAAUGUAUCAUUACCGAUUUCACUUAGUGUUGCAAGCAUGUGCUUGCCAGAAAAGAGCCUGCUGGCUGGAGCCUGCUGAAGAUUUACAUCUCACAGAGCUGUGAUAGAAGUUUGAUUUAUUGUGGUGGUUUGGUUUUCCAGAUUGCUUUGUUUCAUUCUGUGUUAUAUGAAUCGUAGAGUUGGAAGGGGCCACGAGAGUCAUCUAGUCCAACCCCCUGCAAGGCAGGAAUUUUUUGCCCAGUGUUGGGCUCGAACCCACCAACCUGAGAUUAACGGACUCAUGCUAUAUAUAAUUUAGAGCAUUUGCACCCUGCUCUUCAUCCAAUUGGAACAAGACAGUCGCUCCCUGCAGGCUUACAAUCUAAACAAAGAAAAAGACACACAAGGUAAAAGGGAAAACUAAAAAUAAAAAGGCACACCAGUUUUCUGAACAUUUGUUCCUAUAAUGACCAGACGGCACAGUUCAGGGGCAGUAGGUGCUUGAUGGAGCCGGGCCUCCAACAAAGCGGAUCAAAUGAACCCUGCUUCCUAUAUCUCCAACUGAGGCAGUCUGAUUGAAUAGCUGCCCCAGAGAGAAAGAGGGAGAGAGUUGUAUCUUACACUGCGAUUGAUAACAAAAGAGCUCCAGAUGACUCGAGUAAUAAUAAUAAUAAUAAUUUAUUAUUUGUACACCGCCCAACUGGCUGGGUUUCCCCAGCCACUCUGGGCGGCUUCCAACAAAGAUGAAAAAUACAUUAAAAUGUCACACAUUAAAAACUUCCCUGAACAGGGCUGUCUUCAGAAGUCUUCUAAAUGUUAGGCAGUUGUUUAUCUCUUUGACAUCUGAUGGAAGGGUGUUCCACAGGGUCGGCGCCACUACCGAGAAGGCCCUCUGCCUUGUUCUCUGUAGCUUUGCUUCUCGCAAUGAGGGAACCGCCAGAAGGCCCUCGGCGUUGGACCUCAGCGUCUGAGUAGAACGAUGGGGUUGGAGAGUAAGCGAGCCAGGCCACUUGUAGAUGUAUUUAUUAAUUCAAAACCAUUUGUAUGCUUCCCCUUGCUUUCCUAAAGAUUCUGGGGCAGCUCACAGCAAGUGCAAACACCCCGUCAAACACAAACUCAAAAAGCUCAGUCAUAAACACUUAAAGCAGAAUAGAGUAAUAGAAACAAAUGACACCAGUAGGUGACAUAGCUAAGCCUGGCAGGACAGCUCCCUCUGUGGUAUUAACCCCUUCAUGCAUUAAUUAGAAUUAAGCAUGUUGGCUUUAUGAGGCUGGUUAUCCAACAAUCUGGGUGUUUAGUUCUCAUUUUUGACCUCUCACAAGUUACUGAAAUGCAGAUCACCCAUAAUAUCCUAUUGCCCCUUGCAAUAUUUUAUUCUUUCUGACAUGAACUGAAUUACUGCAACAGCACCAUGUGUUAUUUAGAAGGUUGGAUCUAUUGUUACACACUCCCAAAUUCCCCAAGCGAUGAGAAUGCCCACACGUUUCAGAAGGAUAUUGUAGAAGUGAAGAAUUAGUUAGAUUCAAAAGAUGCCUUUUACACCUCUAACAGUUAUUACUCCUGGGUUGUACCAAAGGAUGCGUCCUUAAGAAAUACAUAUACUUAAUGGCAAAUCUGUUGAACAGAUUUAAAUUGCCAAAUACCGGAAACGAAAUCCAUAUUCUUGAGAAAUGGUAGCCUAAAGCUUGGCAUGCCAUGCUUAUGAGCAAAUUAACAACACAUAGGAAGCCUGUGGAAGGAGAACCUCAAUGCAGUUUGUCAGCUUCAGAAACAAUGUUCAAUAUUUAUUUAGCCCUGGAACAAAAGGAAGCCCAAUUAAAAUAUUGGGGCUGGAGUUUUAGAGCUGGUGUAAUUCAAUUUUCUGUUCUGUUCUUUACUUUUCAUUAUACUUACUGAUGGCGAAUGGGUUGUCAUUUUGUCUGCUUUGCCCCAUAUUUAUGGGUUUUUACAGAUAAGUUAGUUAGGGUGCCUAGGUUUGCUUCCGUUUGAACAAGAGGUAGACUGGAGGCAAAGGCUGCUGCAGUUCCAAGGAAGGAGAGCAAAAUCCAAAGGCUGUUGAACUGCCUUAUCAAAAGCUCUAUCAGACUCUAACCGUCAAGGCAGAAGUGAAGGUUGAGGAGCAACAAGGGUGGUUGCCCAGGAAAGUAUAAAGACAAGAAAACGUUUCUUGACGUCCUUUUCUAUUUCAAUCUUUACAGAGAGAGGCUAUAGAACCCAGCCUCUUGGAUAAUUGCCUCUGGUCUAUUUUGGGGGGAAUCAUGCAACGUGUUUAAGUUUUUUCACUCUGCUAACUAUACGUUGGAAUAAUAAAAUGAAUAAUAAAAUUUUAUUUAUUUCCCGCCCUCCCCAGCCAAAGCCGGACUCAGAGCAGCUAACAACAGUAAAAUAAUACAGCAUUCUAAAAUCAGUUCAUUAUAAAAUCAGUUCAAAUCAAAUUAAUGGCAACCAUUGGGCUAGAGUUCUGUGAGGAUUACCAAAGGAGGGGGUCAGGCUGUGUCUUGGCCAAAGGCCCGGUGGAACAGCUCUGUCUUGCAGGCCCUGCGGAAAGAUGUCAAGUCCCGCAGGGCCCUAGUCUCUUGUGACAGAGCGUUCCACCAGAUCAGAGCCACAGCCGAAAAAGCCCUGGCUCUGGUUGAGGCCAGCCUAACCUCCCUGUGGCCCGGGACCUCCAAGAUGUUUUUGUUUGAAGACCGUAAGCUCCUCUGUGGGACAUACCAGGAGAGGCGGAAUCCAGAAUCUGUUCUGGAUCGAGUAGAAUUUCAGUGGCAAUUACUUCCUGACUCCAAACACAGUGAUCGAUCAGCUCCUGUACACGUACGAAAGGCUUUCCUGCAACCCCCCUCAAAAGACAAACUUACGUGGGGCACCUCAGACAACACCAGUAGUUGUCCUCGAUGCUGCAGAAGAGAACAAAACAUCCAGGAGGAGUUGCAAGAAGGAUGAAAUGCUUCAUACAUUUAUAUUGAGCUCCAUGAGGCUCUUAGCUCCAACAACUGUUGACUAUUCAAGAUUUACAGCUGUCAUUAGCAAUAUUCUGUUUUCCUACUUGGUUUUGCUAACAGCCAGUGGGCGUUUAUGUGCAGGGCGAAAGUCAGCGAGAGAGUGUAUAGACUAGAAAAAAGCAGCAUAGGCUGGUUUUUUGUUUGGUUUUUUGAAAUAAUUUUUUAUUUGAUUUUCAAGAUUAUAAACUGAAUCUCCUGGCUUUCUCCCCCAUCCUUUCCAUAGGCCCUAUUAAUCCUAUUUUCAACUGCAUAUCAUUACUUCUCCAAUUUUUUUGAUCUUUCUAAGUUAUCCAUACAUACUGUUACAUUACAAUGGUAUUUAAAAUCCUGCCAGUGUUUUAACCUGCUUACAAUAAUCUCGUACAGUGGUACCUCUGGUUACGUACUUAAUACGUUCCGGAGGUCUGUUCUUAACCUGAAACUGUUCUUAACCUGAAGCACUACUUUAGCUAAUGGGGCCUCCUGCUGCCGCUGCACUGCCGCCGCGCAAUUUCUGCUCUCAUCCUGAAGGUACUAUUUCUGAGUCUAUAACCUGAAGUGUAUGUAACCUGAAGCGUAUGUAACCCGAGGUACCACUGUAUACGCAUUAUAAACUUUUCCCAUUCUUUUCUAAAGAUCUUGUCUUCUUUGUUCCUGAGCUUCCCAGUUAAUUUUGACAUUUGGGCAUAGUCCAUCAACUUGGUUUGCCAUCCCUCUCUGGGUUAUCUCUUCUUUCCACCUCUGGGCUAAAAACAUCCGUGCAGCUGUUGUCGCGUACAUAAACAGUUUCUUUUCUGGUCUUUUGGAAUCUCGGUACCCGGAAAAGCCUUGUAGACUAGAUCAGGAUAUUUGAAGGUAAUAUGUAUGGGAGCAGAGAUCUAUUUCUACCCUUUUGAAAACACUCGUUUUCUCCUCUCCCGGCAGCUAGAAGUCACGUGGAUAGUAGACCUCCGGAGGCCAAGACUCACCUCUACUUCAAGGUUUCCAAGAUACAGGUACAUGAGCGUUCCCUUUGCAAUUGGUGCUGAUGUUGGGCAUAAAGUUAGACCAUUUAAAGGUAAAGGUAAAGGGACCCCUGACCAUUAGGUCCAGUCGUGGCCGACUCUGGGGUUGUGGCCUCGGCUUUACUGGCCGAGGGAGCCGGCGUACAGCUUCCGGGUCAUGUGGCCAGCAUGACUAAGCCGCUUCUGGUGAACCAGAACAGUGCACGGAAAUGCCAUUAACCUUCCCGCCAGAGCGGUACCUAUUUAUCUACUUGCACUUUGUGCCUUCGAACUGCUAGGUUGGCAGGAGCAGGGACCGAGCAACGGGAGCUCACCCCGUCGCGGGGAUUCGAACCGCCGACCUUCUGAUCAGCAAGUCCUAGGCUCUGUGGUUUAACCCACAGUGCCACCCAUGUCCCUCUUACCGUUUAGGUGUAAGCAAAUGCAACUAAAAAACCCGAUCCUUUCAAAAGGCAGGGCACAAAGCCUGUGCUUUGCUCAUCACUUUUCUGCUUCUGAUCAAACCCUACGCAGCUUUUCAUGCCAUCUGGUUCCAAACAUCCCUUUGGCCUUGAACUGGUCUUUGACUGUAAUAAAUUAUUAUUAUUAUUAUUAUUAUUAUUAUUAUUAUUAUUAUCUCUUUGGCCUCCCAAAGCACAUGUCUAAAACCCUGCAGGAAGGAAAACAGGUGGAAUCUGAAGUGGGGAAUCAGCAGGUUGGGAAAGGUUAACUUCUGUUCUCCAUGCUUCCCCCCCCCCCAAAGCCCUUUUUUAACUGAAAAAUGAGGUGGAACAUUUAGGGAGAAUGGGAUGUGCUUUUAUUUUUAAAAAAUAUUCAGGGCCCCUCCAGACUCCAGCUUUUUAUCUGGGAACAAUCUAUGGAGUUAGGCUGUUUUGCGGUUGCAUAUGUAAUAAAACUACACCAAGUUUAUGGGUGUUUUUAAAAGUAUGGGCAGAAUUGUUUCAUUGCGUAUUUAAAUCAUGUGUAAUUGGUUUUUAUAUGUACUGUAUUUUUCUGCGUAUAAGACGAUUUUUUAUUAUUAAAAAUGUUAAAAAAUGGUGGUUGUGUUAUACACGGAUAGUGCAAUGGGGGGGUGGCCGAUUGGUGGGAGCAUGAGCAGGAGAUUGUCUGUGGUGAUUGGGCAGGUGAUUGGUGGCUGCGACAAGGCCUUCUGACGAUUGGCUGCUGCUGCGGCAAUUGGGCGGGUGGUUGGUGGUUGUGUCAAGGCCUGCUGGCGAUUGGCUGCUGCUGCGGCAAUUGGACAGGCGAUUGGCAGCUUCUGGCGACGAUUGGUGGCUUCGGCGAGGCAUGCGAUUGGCAGUGGCGGUUAGGCGUGUGAGCGAUUGGUGGCAAUCCCCCCCCCAGAAAAGUUCAACAAUUGUGGGCAAUUCCCCCCACCCCAAAAAAAGGUUAACAACUCUGGGCAAUCUCCCCCCAUUUCCUUAAUUUGGGGUCCCAAAAAUAGGGGUCAUUUUAUACAAAUGGGGGGGUGUUAUACACGGAAAAAUACAGUAAUUGGUUUUACAUUUGUAAAACGCUUAGAAGCUCAUUUUGGCAAGGAAGCGGUAUAUAAAUCAAUAACACAUAACAUAAUGCAUGUGACUAAGCACAGCAGAAAAAGAACUGGGGUAAUAAACAAGAAAUCCAAAGGGUGGAAUAGAAACACAAAUGAUCUGGUUUCCCUCAACACCAGGAGAAACGUGAGUUCUAAAGGGAAUAUCUGAAAUGCAUUGCAUUCCUUUGAAAAAAAGGAGACAAGUAGGUGAGGUGUUUUAGCAUACCAUCUGAAUGGUUUUGCGGUUUGUUUUUGCUUUUUAAAAGUACAGUGGUGCCUUGGUUCUCAAACGCCUUGGUACUCAAACAGCUUGGAACCCAAACAUUGCAAAGUGUUCCAGUUUGCAAACUGUUUUUGGAAGCCAAACAUGCUCUGUUUUGAGUGCCACGCUUCUGUUUUGAGUAUUAUGCUGAGCUCUGUCUGUUUUUGCUAUUUAUUUUGUGUUUUUGUUAUCGCGGCUCUUUUUUGUGUGUUACUGUGUGGAACCCGGUUCAGCUACUGAUUGACUGACUGUGUGACUGCGGCACAUUGUUUAUUGCUUUCAUGUUAUGGCUCUCGUUAGAUAGUAAAAUCCAUGUUAAAUUGCUGUUUUAGGGGUUGUUUUUGAAAUCUGGAAUGGAUUAAUCCAUUUUGCUUUCUAUGGGAAAGCGCACCUUGGUUUUGGAACGCUUUGGACUUCCGGAAUGGGUUAAGUUUGAGAGCCAAGGUACCACUGUAUUGUACCGUGGCUUCAAAAGAGUUAACAAAGAAGCUGUAGAACGUAUUAGUUAGACCUUUCUUCUACUAGCAAAUCUAAUCAAGUCUCCAUACUCUCUUUUCUUCAGAAGCUAACACUCCCCAAGAUUGUGGAGCCAGAUAAUACGGAGACGCAAAAUGCACCUGUGGCAGUAGAAGUGAGGGUAAAUGUCACCAUAUCUUGAAGGGCACCCCCUUAGUUCAGGCCCAAGCAGGAGGUAGGGCUAAAAGCAAGACAGUAGCUGCAGGAGAAAAUCAUGUGCUAUGCUCAGCUCUUGCAUAAAACUAUUUGUUGUUCAGCUCCUCGGAGCUGCUCAUCAUUGAACGAGAGAACAUUUCGUGGUACCAGGAGUAAGGUCAGCGAGAAACGUAAGGGGCAGAAAAACUGAAAAUUCAAGGAUGGAAUGAAGAAGAGAAGAAGAGUUCGGAUUUGAUAUCCCACUUUAUCACUACCUGAAGGAUUCUCAAAGCGGCUAACAUUCUCCUUUCCCCUCCUCCCCCACAACAAACACUCUGUGAGGUGAGUGGGGCUGAGAGACUUCAGAGAAGUGUGACUAGCUCAAGGUCACCCAGCAGCUGCAUGUGGAGGAGCGGAGACUCGAACCCGGUUCACCAGAUUACGAGUCUACCACUCUUAACCACUACACCACACUGGCUCUCACACUGGAAUGAGAGAAAAAAUGGAAUGGUUCGAGGCUCCUGAGGGAGUUGAAACUUAGUGGCCAUGCAGCGAACUCCUGGAAAAGGUUUAAACGUGACUUCACCAUUGACAUGCAAGGUACAGGAAUGGAUGAAAAGAAGAUCCUCAAAAGGUAACCAUGUUUUUGCCUAUAGCAGGGCAUGAGGCAGUAGACAUUUUCCUGGCCGUGCAAUCAAGGCAGGAGGAAGAGGUGUGCAGAAAUUGGAUGAGUAUCGCAUGCCCAAGAGAGCAAUGAGAUUUAUGAAAGAUUUAAGAUUUCCGUCAGAGGAAGGGGAAUCGAUACGGACUUUAAUAGAUGAUUCAGAAAUGCAACUGUGGGACCCUAACGGCAUCAUUAAUUAGAGAUCAGAUAGUGUUGAGGGUUGGAGACUGUGAACUUUUUAUUUAAAAACUCCUGCAAGACUGUGAUCUGACUCAUGAAAGGGCAGUCCAGGCUGCAAGGCUAGAAUGCAAGUAUUAAAGGAAAACCUUUUUAAGUCUUUGCGUUGGCUUAUUCUGGGGAAGAAAUGAUGCACAGAGGGGUCUGUGAAUUGCAGAACAGGUUCCAAAUUUGAAUGGAGAUCUUCUAGUUCAAUAGUGUGUGGGAACACAGAACCUUUCCUAGGACAAAAAACUUGUCAUAUUCUGGUUAAAAGACUGCACAUCAUAAGGCAAACCAAAGAUAUUCACAUUGUAUCCCGAUGUCUUUGAAGGAACAGGCAAGGUGGAAAGUGUAUACAGUGGUAUCUCGGUUUUCAAACAUAAUCCGUUCCAGAAGACCGUUCGAGUUCCGAAAUGUUCGAAAACCGAAAAUUCAAUAACGAAAACUCAAUAUGGAAGCCGCGUGACAUGUUUGACUUCUGAAAAGUGUUCAAAAACUGAAGCAUUUACUUCUGGGUUUACAGCAUUCAAGUUCAGAAACAUUCAUGUACAGAGACGUUCAAAAACCAAGGUACCACUGUAUAAAAUCCAAUUAACAGAGCCAAAGAAACUAGUGAUAAAUGCACCUUGCAGAAGUUCCUUCGGCCCUCACAAAAAGUCUAGGAGAACUCAAACUUCUGGAGAUCAUUGAAAAUGUCGAUGAGCCCAUGGAACAGGUCCAUUUUUCAAUACUCAUAAAGAAGAAACAUACAGGACGUCGCUCAGAUUGUGCCUGGAUCCAUUGAAAGAAGUUCAGUUUUAGGGUCAUGACAAGGGCAAAAUAUUUUUCAAAUUUAGAUGCCUCUCCAGGAUUCUGGCGAAUACCAUUAGACUAGAGGGGCUCAUGAAUUUUCAGUACACUUAUUAUUGCUUCCACGGAUAGCCAUUUGAUUUUAAAUCUGCCUCCCAUCGAAAGCAAAGUGGAAAUUGUGAAGCGUUUGCUGAAAAAGGCCUCGGAUACAAAAACAGAUUCAUACUUGGCAUAGCUGGAUUACAGGGGUGGAAAUGGGAAAAUUCCCUGCUGAGCUCUUGUUUAUUAGAACACUCAGGACCAAACUGCUAUGGCUGGAACACCAUAACUCUGACUCAGCCUGAAGCAUUCAGUAAAAAAAGCAAUAUUAUGGCACAAAUUCCUGAGCACCGAGAUCCCUCUACAACCCAAAAAUGAAGUUCAAGUGCGGGAUGGUACCCCAUGAACCCAGAGGGUUGUUGUCAAACGAAGAAGUAGCCCCCAGAUCAUGCAACAUGCAGACUUCCGUUGGAGAAAUAUUGCGACGUAACCAAUGGCAUCUCCUCCAGAUACCAGAAAGAGAGGAAGGAGAGAAGAAAGGAGGAGUAACACAGCAGGGGAAGGAAGCAGGAGGAAAACACUGGAGGGAGGGUGGGAAAAUGAAGCAUCUUCAGAAAUGAGUCUGGGAAGGUACACUCAAAACCAGAAGGCCCCAGAAAGACUUAUUUAAAAAACAAACAAACACAGACACAUUGUUUUAAAAAAGGGAGAUGUAAGGAUAAAUGGGGUACCUCCCAUAUCUAGUUUAGGAGGUUAGGUUGGAGGCAGGGUGAGAAGCCAAGGGAAAGAAUGGCUAAAGGAGAGAAGACCUUUUUACGUAGUUCUUUAAUUAAACUACCACUACUUCUUCUUCAAAGGGAUGCGGGUGGCGCUGUAGGUUAAACCACAGAGCCUAGGACUUGUCGAUCGGAAGGGCGGUUCGAAUCCCCGCAAUGACGGGGUGAGCUCCCGUUGCUAGGUCCCUGCUCCUGUCAACCUAGCAGUUCGAAAGCACGUCAGAGUCUAAGUAGAUAAGUAGGUACCGCUCUGGCAGGAAGGUAAACGGCGUUUCCGUGCGCUGCUCUGGUUCGCCAGAAGCGGCUUAGUCAUGCUGGCCACAUGACCCGGAAGCUGUACGCCGGCUCCCUCGGCCAAUAAAGCGAGAUGAGCGCCGCAACCCCAGAGUCGGCCACGGCUGGACCUCAUGGUCAGGGGACCCUUUACCUUUACUUCUUCUUCAAGCCCUCUAACCUGCUCCUCAUUAAACAGAGAACAUUGCAGCAGAAAUUGUAAUUAAAAAUGUGAAAUUAGAAAGGAAUAAACCCCCCACCUUUAGAUGUUUUCCCUUUUCAGUUUUACAAAGCGUUUCCCCUAACGUUAAUUCAACCAGUAACCAAAGUUACCAGGGAGAGGAAAUUUCUCAUUCUUAGGGGCAACCAAACGUCAUCAUUCUCCCCAGUCUAGAAAAGGAAACAUUCCUAACACUUCUUAUCAGCCAGUUUUUGUUUUCUUAGUUGUGACAAGAUAUUUCUGGCAGUGCUGGCCAAAGUACCAGAUGUCAUUGUACAACGUAAGAUUUGGAUUUGUCAGUAGACCCCCAAAUAUUUUUAAUAUAUCUACAGUUGUACCUUGGUUUUAGAACAGCUUAGUUCUCGAACGUUUUGGCUCCCGAACGCCGCAAACCUGGAAGUGAGUGUUCCAGUUUGCGAACUGUUUUUGGAACACGAACGUCCAACGAGGCUUCCGCAGCUUCCAGUUGGCUGCAGGAUUUUAACAGUGGGUUCGUAAGUGGCUGUGGAGGCCAGUUCUGGAUCCACACGUCCUUCCACAGUGGGAACAUAGGUUUCCGGGUGGGAGUUGAUCACGGUGUGGAUUUGCCAAGUGUGCCUUCCUCUUAGCACGUUUCUCCCUUGUGUCCUGAGUUCGAGUGUCUUCAAAGCCCAUGACACCUUUGGUAAAGGCUGUUCUCCAACUGGAGCGCUCACAGGCCAGUGUUUCCCAGUUGUCGGUGUUUAUACUACAUUUUUAAAGAUUUGCCUUGAGAGAAUCUUUAAACCUCUUUUGUUGACCACCAGCAUUAUGAUUUCAAUUUUUAAGUUCAGAAUAGAGUAGUUGCUUUAGAAGACGAUAAUCAGGCAUCCGUACCACCUGAGGGCCUAAGUUCGUCUUGUCCAUUCAUUUCAGUAGGUCCACUCUGAGUUAGUUAGUUAGUUAGUUAGUUAGUUAGAUACAACCCCCUAACUUUUAAUAAAAGGUUGUCAAGUCUCCCAAAUAAGGGAAUGUUUCUCAUUUAUAAAUUAUCAUUGCAGCAUCACCACCCACCCGAAUAUAUCAUUUACCAAAUUCAACAGCAACAAAAACUUAUGGGCACAGCUAGUAUUCUCUUUUUAAGAAAAAGAAGCAAUGUCAAUGUCACCGCAUCAAUAUUUAGUUUGGUACAUACAUAUUUUAAGGUUAAAAGUUGCUGGGGAAAUGGGAUCAAAACCAUGACGCCAUGAAGGAGGAAUGGCAGACAAAAUGGAUGGAAUAUGCAGAAAUGUCAAGUUUAACCAGUAGAAUAAGAGAUCAGGAAGAAGAGUGGGGAAUAUUUGGAAAAUAUCUGAAGAUUCAUUGCAAGCAAAUUAAAACACUAGCAGGAUUAGAGUGAAUUCAGCACUGUAUAAUUUAGCUGGGAGAAAAAACUAAUAUGGAGUAAUUAGAAUAUGCAGCAGCAGAGGAUAAUUAGAAUGAACCAUGGAAGAAGGGGAGGGAAGUUGAUGAAUAAAUAUAUUGUCUGUUCUUUUUGAUGAAUGUAAAUGUGGAAAUUUGUAGAAGUGACAUUAUAUUAAAACAACAACAACAACAACAUUACACUACAGAUCGUUUUCUUUUUUUCCAAUUAAAAUUGCCUUCUUCCCCUCCAUGAAACUGCCAUUUCCCCCACAGUAGGAAUAUGCAGGCACCCUGAGACCCCGUAUAUAUUUUCUUCCUGCAGUGCGCACCACAGUCCCAACAGGAGAGAAAAUAACUGGCAAAAAUUCCGCAAUUCACCAUUUUAUAAAACAGUCACACUCUGCUUUACUUUUUUGUCACGCACAUAGGAAUGGGAAAAGGGGCCGGGGAGGUGGGUUGUGGGGGGGUUUUUUGCCUUUUUUUGCCAAAUGUAAAAUAAAAAACAAUUUACAUCCUUGGGGACGGGGGACAUAAGUAUGUGUAAAAAUGUUAUUUAAAAAAAUGUGGGAGGGGGGAUUGGGGAGGAGGUUGAGAGCUCCUGUUUAUUAUAGGAUAAACAAAACUUUUUUAAAAAAAAACAAGAAAUUCACAGUUUCUGUCUCUCGCUCUCUCUUUCUAUAGGACGCCCAAAAGAAAAUUGGGCUGAUUGAACGGGAAAACAAGACCCUGUCGACACGCCUAGCUCAUAUAUAUCGCGGCACAGGCUUGGUAGACUGCUGGAACCCGUACCAAAAAAAGAGGUGGGCAGUUGUGAGUCUUUAAUGCCUCUACGCUAUUCUUCCGGGAGUGCCAGCUUGGCCCCACAGCCGUGGUUGCUCGGGGCUGUGGGUGCCAUGCAGCGUGCAUGGCCCUGGGGCUGAAAUUUGUGGGUGCCCGGCCCCUUCAUGGAAUAAAGGUAAAGGUAAAGGGACCCCUGACCAUUAGGUCCAGUCGUGGCCAACUCUGGGGUUGUGGCGCUCAUCUCGCUUUACUGGCCAAGGGAGCUGGCGUACAGCUUCUGGGUCAUGGGGCCAGCAUGACUAAGCCGCUUCUGGCAAACCAGAGCAGCGCACGGAAACGCCGUUUACCUUCCCGCUGGAGCGGUACCUAUUUAUCUACUUGCACUUUUGGUUUUUUUUAAGAAUAUUUUUUAAUUAACCGACCAAUCACAUCAAAUCAAACCAAAUUACAUAAAUUCCAAAUUACACAGCCGAAUUUUAAAUUUUUGUUGGGGGUACCCAUAUUUCAAGUUCCGAAGGGAUCCAAUCAACUUCUUGCUUCUUACUGCUGUUUUAAUGUCCACAAAUCUAACCUUAUGAUGUUCACAGUACUAUCCAGUCCUUUCUUAUUAUUUUUCCACAUCUCUUGUUGUUAUUUUCAUAUAUUUUCCUUUCUCUUUGUGACCUCUGAUAGUCUCCGCAAGCUGGUUAGAACAGUUUGUAAUCCUGCGUGGAUAUUAAUUUUUUUAUCCAGUAGCCAUAUCCAGACGUUUUCCAUAUAACAUCACUUCCAUACAUCAAAACAGUCUUAGCGUCAUUAGUCUUCACCAAUCUGCCUCCUUUCUCAAAACCUCUGAGGAGAUUCACUAGGAAUGCAGUCUGAAAACAAAUCCGUUCUUCCUCCCGGCUGUAAAUCCUUUGGCAAGAUGGCGACUCCGAAUUAAUUGCUGCGCCAUUCCCAAAAGCUCUUAUUGCUUCUCGGUUUCCAUAAAGCAUACUUUUGGUUAAAGUUUAUCUCCACACAGACCUUAAUCAUCCUGCUUGGGUCAGUUCAACCCACAGUUCUAAUGAGGAGGGGUUCUUGUAAAUCACAUAGAAGGAAAGUAAAAAAGGUUCCCUCAGCCCCGUUGUCAACAUACCCCGCCUUUGGUGUAUCUUCUUCGUAAAAUAUUCCUGUUUCUCCAGCCCGUUGUCUUCUUUCGCAGAGGUCACUUAAAUUAGCAGACUUCACUCCCCUUCUUCACUAGAAAUCUGUGCAUUUGCUUCUUAGUGAAUUAAUUAUUCCAAAUUGCUGCAACUAGUGCGCGAUCAGAGACAGCGUCCAGGAGAGCCGAUGUCCACAUGGGGGCAUUCUGCCUAGGGCCCUCACCCCCUUCUUUCGAAUUAGGGGGUGAUUUAUGGGCACAGCAGGCAAGGGCAGUGUUCCCCAUUUCCUUGGGGCAACAAGGGAGGCUGCCUACUCCCAUAACAGCCUCUUAAUUACCCCGUGUGGGUUGGAGAGAUGGUAUUGUCGGCCAUCUUCCAAUGCGCCCCCUAGUGCCCCCCUAUCUACUUGCACUUUUGACUGGCUUUCAAACUGCUAGGUUGGCAGGAGCAGGGACCGAGCAAUGGGCGCUCACCCCGUCACAGGGAUUCGAACAGCCAACCUUCUGAUCAGCAAGUCUUGGCUCUGUGGUUUAACCCACAGCGCCACCCGCAUCCCUAUCUUCAUGGAAUAGGAUGUCCCUAUUUUCCCCAUAGAAAUGUUGAAGGGUCUGUCAUACUGGCCAGGAGGGCAGAGGGUGGCAGCUGACUGAAUUCCAGCAAGAACUUUGGCCUAUAGAGCACACAGAGCCUGACUUUCCUGAUGUGUUGAAGGACCAGGACCCUCCAUAGGAGGUGAAUCACUGAAGGCCACCUGCUGGAGACCCUGGUUGGAGUCCUCCCUGCAUCAUAGGCUGCCUCCUCAUUGUUAUCUAUUUAAUACAUGAGUCGUAAAAGGGGUGUCUCAGAACCAGCUGCUUUUCAUGACAGUAAGCUGUUCAUUCAUACGGUAUAGAAUAAGAAAGCUUAAUCUCUAGUGAGUCACCUAUCUCUCCCCACUGGCUUCAUUUUGAGACUGAUGAAAUAAAAAAGGGGAUAAAGUUUGCAUUGUAAUUUUUAUCAGGGGAAAAGAAAUAAUCGUUAUAAAAAUAACAGAACAAACAAUAGUCAGCUGCUAGCUGAUGCAAAGAAAGAUUCCCUUUUUAAAAAUUAGAGGGUUUUUGUAUUAAAAGAUGUUCUUGUGUUACAAAACAAACAAAUAAAUGGGGGGAAGUAUUUAGGGCUUUAACACCUAGCCAGGUACAUAUUCCCUUUUGCUUAAAACUUAAAUCUUCUUACCUCGGAAGCUUGCUCACAAUUCUGUGACAUUUUAAUUGCCCUGCUAUGGAUUUUGGAUCCCUCCUCCUAAUUUAUUCCCAGGGUGGGGAGGGCAAAGGAAAACGUCUAAGAAUAAACUUUCUACUUCUAUUGCAUUUUUAUAGCAAUAACGUGACAAGAGCUCUUUGACUGGCUCAUGACCAGACAAGAGGAGUGAUGUUCUCAACAGAUGCCCAUCCGCCUCGCAUCUUCCUGCUCUCUUUUCCAUUUAAUAUAAGACACACAUUUUUGGGUGGGGACAGUCGCAUCCUAAUGAGGUGGAUUUUAAUAUGAGAUGGCUGAAGAAAGAUGCUGUCCAUAGUGGGACAGCUGUCCCAGGAUUCCCCACGUGGUCACAAGGGAUCUAGAGAUACACCUCCUGGAUCCUUUCUGGUUCUAGCUGGAGGGGCAAUACCCAAUAAAAGGGACAUAGGUGGUGCUGUGGUCUAAACCACUGAGCCUCUUGGGCUUGCCGAUUGGAAGGUCGGCGGUUUGAAUCCCUGCGACAGAGUGAGCUCCCGUUGCUCUGUCCCAGCUCCUGCCAACCUGGCAGUUCAAAAGCACGCCAGUGCAAGUAGAUAAAUAGGUACCACUGCGGCAGUAAGGUAAAUGGUGUUUAUAUGCGCUCUGGUAUCCGUAACGGUGUUCCGUUGUGCCAGAAGCAGUUUAGUCAUGUUGGCCACAAGACCCAAAAAGCUGUCUGUGGACAAACGUCGGCUCCCUUGGCCUGAAAGUAAGAUGAGCGCCACAAUCCCAUAGUCGCCUUUGGCUGGACUUCACCGUCCUAGGGUCCUUUACCCAAUAAAAUAGUAUUUGCAGGGAGUCAAAGAUGCUGCAGAGUAGAUUUUGAGGCAGGAACUCUCAAGCCAGAAACCAGCAUCUCCAUGAGCUACUUGUCUUAGAAUCAUAGAAUUGUAGAGUUGGAAGGGACCUUAAACAUGAUGGGCUCUUUCCAAUGUUCCACCAGCAGAACUCUACUCACACAGUGAGACCCUUCCUCUCCUUCUCCUUCUCCAUUCACUCCCAAAUCUGCUCUGGAAGGUCUCUCAAACCCUUCAAAACUGAUUUUGAGGGUGCAGAGUGAGGACGCUGUAGGGGAUUGGAGGGGAAUAUUUUAUUCUAUGUGCAGAAGUCUUGCGCUAGCAGAAUAGGAACAUAUGGUGCCACCAACAAUAAUCCUCAGCCAACAGUAUGUCGCCUACUCUCUUUUUCUACUACUACUACUACUAAUAAUAAUAAUAAUAUAUUUAUACCCGUCCAUCUGGCUGGGCUUCCCCAGCCACUCUGGGCAGCUCCCAACAGAGUAUUAAAAACACGAUAAAACAUCAAACAUUAAGAACUUCCCUAAACAGGGCUGCCUUCAGAUAGUUGUUUACUUCCUAGACAUCUGAUGGGAGGGUGUUCCACAGGGCAGGUGCCACCACCGAGAAGGCCCUCUGCCUGGUUCCCUGUAACCUCACUUCUCGCAGGGAGGGAACCACCAGAAGGCCCUCAGAGUUGGACCUCAGUGUCCAGGCUGAACGAUGGAGGUGGAGACGCUCCUUCAGAUAUACUGGGCCAAGGCCGUUUAGGGCUUUAAAGGCCAGAACUAACAUUUUGGUGCCGAAACCAACUCCCUUUCCCCACUUUUCUGGGGCAUCCCCUGGGAAUGCGUAGUGUUUCUCCACACCCUAGCCUUAACCUGUUUGGGUUUUGCAGUUCACAGCGGCAGAAGCAGAACAUAGAACUUGUGAGGAUUACCGUGGAGAAUCAGGGUAUCCUCAAGAGGAUCCGAGAGAGAAAGCCAACCUAUGACCGGAAGCAGUCAGAGAUUGACUGGGAGGCAAGUGCACCCUUCCCCAUAUUUAUCAAAAAUGCAACCAACCUCCAUUUCCUUAGUUGUAAACGUUCAAGCCUUUAAGGUUCAGCUGGUAUGAAGCCAACCUGGCCGUACUUUGAAGAGGUGGGCAAGGUAUAAUAGUUGUGAACAGGACAAGUGCAGCUCCAUGUGAAAAAGUCAAAUGUGAGCUUGUGUCCAGCACCAGGACACUGAGAAUAGAAAAAUGUGUGUGGGUUGUAAUGAAAUAUACCAUGUUAAGGCAGCAGUCCUAUGCACACUGACUUGAAAGUAAGUCCUAGUGAAAUCAGGAGGCUGUGUGCACAUUCCUGUCUCCCACAGUUGUUUUGCAAAGCUGCGGACACACAGCAUUCGCCAAAAUCCCCAUCUAUCCUGCAGUUUGUUGAGAAAUACUGCAUUUUGAUGCCUUUCUCCCCAAACCGACUUCAAUCCAAUUUGAAGAUGUUAAGCUGUAUCAAAAUAACCCCGUUUCCUCUCUGCCCACUGGUUCAGACAGUGGGUGACCAAUUGCACUGAUGUGUACCACAAGUGUUUUUUGGAAUGGAGGCGGGGACCUGUUUUAAAGGAUUGGACCUGUGGGUGAGACCUGUAGCAUAUUAGUGGGACUCUUCCUUUCAUAAGCCAAAGUUAGCAUAUCUCCUGAGUUUACAUCAAUAAAACUCAGAAACGCGAGGAGUUAGGAGUCCAACGUUGUUUAUUGCAAAGCAGUAGGUUACAGUCGGAUCGUUCCACAAAACUGCAACCCUGCCCUUUGGUCCAGGCAGUGGUAUUUAUAAAAUUUCAAACAAAGCAUUUCAGUUUCCACCAAUCAUAUACAUCAUUACCUCAUUUCAUGUUUUACACAUGGACAAUUAUUGUUGUUUAGUUGUUUAGUCGUGUCCGACUCUUUGUGACCCCAUGGACCAGAGCACGCCAGGCACUCCUGUCUUCCACUGCCUCCCGCAGUUUGGUCAAACUCAUGUUCAUAGCUUCGAGAACACUGUCCAACCAUCUCGUCCUCUGUCGUCCCCUUCUCCUUGUGCCCUCCAUCUUUCCCAACAUCAGGGUCUUUUCCAGGGAGUCUUCUCUUCUUAUGAGGUGGCCUCAGCUUCAGGAUCUGUCCUUCCAGUGAGCACUCAGGGCUGAUUUCCUUCAGAAUGGAUAGGUUUGAUCUUCUUGCAGUCCAUGGGACUCUCAAGAGUCUCCUCCAGCACCAUAAUUCAAAAGCAUAAAUUCUUCAGCAAUCAGACUUCUUUAUGGUCCAGCUCUCACUUCCAUACAUCACUACGGGGAAAACCAUAGCUUUAACUAUACGGACCUUUGUCGGCAAGGCGAUGUCUCUGCUUUUUAAGAUGCUGUCUAGGUUUGUCAUCGCUUUUUUCCCAAGAAGCAGGCAUCUUUUAAUUUCGUGACUGCUGUCACCAUCUGCAUUGGUCAUGGAGCCCAAGAAAGUAAAAUCUCUCAUUGCCUCCAUUUCUUCUCCUUCUAUUUGCCCCGAGGUGAUGGGACAAGUGGCCAUGAUCUUCAUUUUUUUUAUGUUGAGCUUCAGACCAUAUUUUGUGCUCUCCUCUUUCACUCUCAUUAAGUGGUUCUUAAGCACUAGCAAUUUCUGCUGAUUAAUUUCUGGUUCCCGCCAUGUUCUAUUACAUUGUGUUAGUGUGCAAGUUGGGAACCUGUGUUACGUGUAGCCAUUUGCACCAUGUAGCAACUUAUGUUCUAGCUUUUAGCUGCAUCUUUGUGAUUCACAUAUGAGCUGUAUUUCUGCCCCAUUUGGGGGGCGGCAACUUGCAAAAUCAUCAGUUUCAUAAAGUAGCAGGCUACCAUAACUUCUCUAUUAAACGCACACUCUUUUUUUCCCCCCAAAUUUUUUUUUAUUGGUUUUCCAAAAUUUUUGAACAAACAAACAAACAUAAAUCUUAACUAUACUUAAUCCAAUCUUAGUAAUAUUGUUAAGUGACUUCCUCAAAUCCCCCUGGCUGAGUUUCAGUGUAUAUCAUUGUAACAGUUUUCCAAAACCAAAUUUCUCAUAAAAUUAACUUAAUCACUUAACAUCAUUCUAUCUUUUCAUUUUAACUUUAAACAUAUUAUACGCUAACAUCACAUAUUUAAAUCCUAAGCCUAUCUGAUAUUUGCAGGUUUUUCCAAUUAAGUUAGCAUAUUUAACUAAAUAUUCUUUGAAUUUCAUCCAUUCCUUCUGGUACUCCUCCCUCCUUCUGGUCGCGGACUCUUCCAGUCAGGUCAGCUAGCUCCGAAAAAUCCAUCACCUUCAUCUGCCAUUCUUCCUCUGUUGGGACGUCUUGUGUUUUCCAAUUCUUAGCUAACAAAAUUCUAGCUGCAGUUGUGGCAUACAAAAACAAUCUAACAUCUUUCUUGGGUAAUUCCAGACCUAUUAUUCCAAGAAGAAAGGCCUCUGGUUUCCUAGUAAAUGUAUAGUUCAACAUUUUUUUCAAUUCAUUAUAAAUCUUCUCCCAGAAGACUUUCACCUUGGGGCAGGUCCACCACAUAUGAUAAAAGGUACCUUCUUUUUCUUUACAUUUCCAGCACAGAUGAUCACUAUUAUGAUAUAUCUCUGCUAAUUUUACAGGAGUUAAGUACCAUCUAUACAUCAUUUUCAUAAUAUUUUCCUUUAACACCAUACAUGCAGUGAACUUGACCCCUUUCCUCCACAACCUUUCCCAGUCUUCAAACAUUAUGUUAUGUCCCACAUCUCUAUUAGACGCACACUCAAGAACUUACAGGGGUACACAUUAUCACAUAUAUUGUGGCCCUUUGGGCCACCGCCACAUUCCAAAUAAGAAUGUCCACAUAACAUCAGGCUGCAAGAAGCACACCAAUCUUGUAGAGAACCAUGCAUCAUAAACAUGGUGCUCUUAUCCGGAAAGCAGCUGCUGCCGAGGAAGAAACAGACUUCAGAGAGAAGGAAGCUUAGAAGUCAGAGAAUUGGUGCAGGCGGAAGGGGUUAAUCCCCUUUGCCUCAGCACUGUGACUUAUAUCCAGAUCCUCUCUGUGUGUGAGAGAGAUCUCUCCUUUGAAGCAUAGAAAGAAGAAGAAGAAGAAGAAGAAGAAGAAGAAGAAGAAGAAGGGGAGGAGUUUGGAUUUGAUAUCCCGCCUUUCACUCCCUUUAAGGAGUCUCAAAGUGGCUAACAUUCUCCUUUCCCUUCUAUAGUGGUUCUAGGGGCUGCUUGUGCGUAAAUCGGCGCCACACCUGGCUGGGUUGCCUGAGUGAACCUUUUCUGUCCGGACAGCCACUCGUCCGUGGCUGUCUCAGUCGCUGGCAGAAUCCGUCAGUGGGCGUUUCUUGAACUUCUUCCAGCACAGAAGUUCUUUGACGCCUAGUCUCCGCCUAGUCUCCCAGCUCGGAAGCCUUCUGCGCAGGGAGGGUGUGGGCAGCGGAGGACCCGUGCUCUCCCCGCUGGUCCCCGGUGAAGAGUCAUGGAGGCACCUCGCCAAUUCCCCCAUCUGCCCCCCUUCUCCACUGGUGCUACGCUGAUUUCCUUCCCCAGAAGAUGUGCUGCUUCUCUCCCUCCCGGAACGCUCUCCAGAAUCCCUCUGGAGCCCUCCCUCUCCCCCUGGCUCCGAUGGCAGUUCCCUGACAUCCACCUCCUCCCCAGGACCCCCACCCCACCCCGGCGCGAUUUUCCGAUAUAACCUCGUCUCUUUCCUUGGCCAACGAUGCGGGGAAUCCCCUGAAGGAGCUGUCACCAUCCUCUGAGGAUUCAAAACCAGCCUCCCACCCGCUCAGAUCUCUCCCCUCAGGGUGGACCUCCCAGUUUGAUUCUUCUCCCUCUGACACCUCUCCUCCCUCCUCUUCGGAGACCGGAAAACCCACAAAGUCCCCUUCGUCGUCUGUGGUUCCAAAUUCUUCCUCCCAGAAUCUCGCUAGUGGUUUUGGCUUAUCCGGGAACAAACUAUGGAAUUCUUCCACCAGAUGCCCAUCAUUGAUUGACUCAGCGGGGACCCACGUGUUUUCUGACCUGGGUUCUCCUUCCCAAGCUACCAAGUACUCCACCUGGCGACCUGGCCACAUUGAAUCGAGUAUUUCCGUGGCUUGGUUGCGGUGUUCCCUCUCCUCUACCUGCGGGUGGGUGGUUACUCCUCCCUACCGCCCCGGAAAUUCCCUCCCCUCCCUGUACGGUGAAAGUAGGGACCUAUGGAACACCGGGUGUAUCUUCAUGCUGUCCGGCAACUUGAGUUUGAAUGCCACUGGGUUCACCCGCUGUGUUACCUCAAAAGGCCCCAGCCGCCUCGGCUGCAACUUCUUGCACCCUCCCUUUAGGGGUAACCCUUGGGUUGACAACCACACCCGGUCUCCCACCCUUAUCCUGACUAAAUUGUAUGCCCCCCAGAGGUCCAGCUUGGUAAAAAUCUUCCCCUGCCUCACCCGUGUUAAAAUGUCGUCAAUCCUUGGCAUUGGGAAGGUCACGGGUUCUGACACCAGGUUCAACCUCCUAUAAUCCACGACCAAUCUAGGCUGAUUAGUGUCUUUUUUGUCCACAAAGAACACCGGACUGCCCCCCACCGCCUUGGAUUCCCUUAUGAACCCCCUCUUCAGGUUCUUGUCAAUAAACUGCCGCAACUCCUGCAUCUCCCGGUCGGACAUGGCAUACAGCUUACCCACCGGCAACUGAGCCCCUGGGAGUAGGUUGAUUUGGCAGUCAAAGGGCCUGUGGGGGGGUAGUCUAUCUGCCUCCUUCUCGCUGAAGACCUCCUUCAGGUCAGCAUAUUGUGAUGGCACCUCCCCCUUUUGUUCCACGGCCAGCCCAGCCACCCUGGCCACCGUCAUUCUUGGGUUCUCCCCUCCCAGACAGUGUCCUAAGCAGUAAGCUGACCCAAAGUUGACUGACCGCUGAUGCCAUGACACUACGGGAUCAUGCAGCGCCAACCAGCUCAUUCCCAGUAUUAUUGGGGGUCCUGGCAGUGUGGCCACGUGAAAGGCAAUGGUCUCCGUGUGCCUGGAAACCCUCAUUUGCAUUGGCGGGGUCUGGUGUGUCACUUCCCCUCCCAGAAGUUCCCUGCCAUCGAUGGUUGUCACCUGCAAGGGAAAAUCUAGAGGCAACAGGUGGAGUUGGUGCUCUAGAGCGAAGUCUCUGCUGAAGAAAUUACACGAGCUGCCCGAAUCCAGCAGUCCCUUAAUUUUGACAGGGUGCCCAUUCAGAAGUUCUAGCACCACUUCUAUGGCUAUAGCUGCCUUGGGGGGGUCAGGCUGGGGCACUUCGAUUGGUUGCUGGCCUGGCUGCUGCCCCUGCUGGUUGGCAGCCAGGCGUUGUCGUUUCCCUGCGCCUGCCCUUCCUCCCCCUUCUCGUCGAGGCCUGCAGCCCCCACCAUCCCUUGCCAGGCCUUUCGUUGAGGGCAGACCUUAGCAAAAUGUCCUGGUCGUUGACAGAGGAAACACUUCUUAGUAGUUUUCCACCCCUUUUCCUCCCUUUUUCGACCUUCACCGGAGUUUGAAACCUCGCGCGCGCCAUCAAUUUCCAUUGGCUCCGCCGCCUGGGAAGGCUCCCUCAGUAUCUCUGGAAUGCGGUAGUCAUGGAAACGCUCCUCUCUCAUUUCCCGCUUCUCCUGCGCCCGCGCUUCUUGGCGUACGCCUAUCGCGAGCACAGCCUUUGUGAGCUCGUCCAUCGACCAUGGCCGGGCUGCUCGGGACAACUUGUCUUUCACUUCAGGGGACAGACCCGCCUCAAACAACAUUUGUAUCGGUUCAGAGUCCAGAUCCCACCCGAGCCGGUGGACUAACAUCGCAAAACGCGACCAGUAGCUUCUGACGGACUGGCUCCCCUGCUUGCACCCCAUCAGUUCCCGCCUUGUCACGCUUUUCUCCACCUCGCUGGAGAACAUCGCGUCCAUUCCCUGAAAGAAUUUCUUAAGGUCCUUCAGGGCAUCAUUUUGCGUCGCCAUUAAGGGCCUGAUCCAUUCGCGCGCCCCAUCCUGCAGAUGCCCCACAAUGUAAGCCACCCUUUCCCCAUCAUCAGCAAAGUCAUUUUUCUGCAGCUCCAAAGCGUACUGCACUUCUGUUCGGAAAGCAUUGUAGUCUUGGGGCUUUCCACCAAACUUGUGUACCAGCCCCGGUACUUUCCUUGCGAUGGGGGUGGUUCUGACCUGUGCAUCCUGAGCCCGUCUUUCCUCCAGCCACGCCGUCAGGAUAGCUACAUGCGUCUCCAAGUCUCAGUUCCUCUCUACCAGACUCCGCACCGCAGCUGGCUGCUCCGUCUCUCUGGCUGUUCCUGUUUGGCUCAUCGUGCUGCCUUUCAGGGGCUGCGCACAAGCAAAGUCAGUGACUGACAGAUUGCUGUAGUGGUUCUAGGGGUUGCUCGUGCGUAAAUCAGUGCCACACCUGGCUGGGUUGCCUGAGUGAACCUUUUCUGUCCGGACAGCCACUCGCCCGUGGCUGUCUCAAUCGCUGGCAGAAUCCGUCAGUGGGUGUUUCUUGAACUUCUUCCAGCACAGUUCUUUGACGCCUAGUCUCCGCCUAGUCUCCCUGCGUGGAAGCCUUCUGCGCAGGGAGGGUGUGGGCAGCGGAGGACCCGUGCUCUCCCCGCUGGUCCCCAGUGAAGAGUCAUGGAGCCACCUCGCCGAUUCCCCCAUCUGCCCCCCUUCUCCACUGGUGCUACGCUGAUUUCCUUCCCCAGAAGAUGUGCUGCUUCUCUCCCUCCCGGGAUGCUCUCCAGAAUCCCUCUGGAGCCCUCCCUCUCCCCCUGGCUCUGAUGGCAGUUCCCUGACACCUUCCUCCCCCACAACAAACACUCUGUGAGGUGAGUGGGGCUGAGAGACUUCAGAGAAGUGUGACUGGCCCAAGGUCACCCAGCAGCUGCAUGUGGAGGAGCUGAGACGCAAACCCGGUUCCCCAGAUUACGAGACUACCGCUCUUAACCGCUACACCACACUGGCUCUCCAAAGAACCCUCUGCCUAGGCCAGCGUUUCUCAACCUUGGGCCUCCAGCUGUUUUUGGGACUACAACUCCCAUCAUCCCUGAUCACUGGCCCUGCUAGCUAUGGAUGAUGGAAGUUGUAGUCCCAAAAACAGCUGGAGGCCCAAGGUUGAGACACUCUGGCCUCGAGGGUGAGCCUAGAAUUUUGAUGCGUUCCCUGCUUAUAUCAGUGGCUGUUUAAUAUCCACAUUUUCAAGAAAAUGUAGCAGCUCAAUCAAUUUUGCGACUCUCCCCGCCAGCAGUUGUAGAAUAUGAUAACCGAUUAUGAUCAUCUUGGAGCUGGGGGAACAGGGUGGGAGCAGCGAGGCGCAUUUCCCGAAGCUCAUGCGUGGGAAACGACUGUUCCAACCUUGUUAUUAGCAAGAAGGGAGAGGGUGCAGGGUUUGUGUCGCUCGCCGUCACGUUUUCGCGUCCUCCCCCUCCUCCCUGGUCUCAUUAUUCUGCAAAGCCGCCUUCCCCGAUAUCUUUUGUCGGUGGAAUUAAAAUCUCUCCCGAAAAGUCGAGCGGCGUCUCCUCGAUGUCAACAAGCCUCCCACAGGCAGUGGAGAAGGCAGAUGGCACAGCUGCAACCUUUUGUCUUAGCACAAAAGUUUCUGCCCCUUUGUUCCUCUUCUGAAACUGGGGACUAGGCGAUGGUGCUUUGCCGUCACAGAUCGAGAGAAGGGAGUUUUGCUCUCAUUCGCCUGUACCCUAAACACUUUCCUUCAUUGCACAUACCCCAACUCCCCCCCCCCCAUUGUGCACUCGUGGUGUGCAUGUUACAGGUGGCCAGUGCUGCUUUCGAUACUGUUUGUGCCUGCAAAUGUUCCAGGGCAGGCAUACGCAUUCGUUUCCAAUCUGCGCACAUCCCGCAACUUCAGGUUAUAAUAAUACAACGGCAAUGAAAACCAGUGAAUUGACUAUACUACAACAUAAAGAAAUGGCAAUCUAUAAAUUUAUGCUAGAGAAACAAUAUCCGGCCCAUCCAAAAGGAUAGCUCACUGAGCUCAAUAAGACUUUGCUUCAUUUGAGAAAAGACGUCUACUGUUACAGGUAAGCCACUUGAAAAAACGGUUACUGUAUUUUUCCGUGUAUAAGACGCCCCCUAUUUUGGAGGACUAAAUUUAAAGAAAAUGAGGAGAGAUGGCCCAAAGCUGUUGAGCUUUUUCAAGGGGGAAUUGCACGCGCACCAUCACCCCAACGUGCACCUCCCGCAGUGGCAUGGGGGGGUUGCACACCCGCCAACCAGCUGGCUGGCGGCGCACAGCUCCCCCCCCCCACGCUACUAUCCAUGUAUAGGACGCGCCCAGUUUUUUUACAUGAUUUUUGAGUCAAAAAACCUCAUCUAAUACAUGGAAAAAUACGGUAUGUCCCUGUGGAGAUGUCAGUACUGAAUCGGUGGCUCAUGUCCUUCUGCCUUGCAAUCUUUAUAAAGAUUUGAGGAGUGAGGUUAUCACCCCUCUAUUACUCUUACUGUCCAUUCCGGGACGCCCAACCACUGUCACAGUGUCCGUUCCCUUGGCAGAUCAAGAUGAACAGUGACAGCAAAGGUUGCAAGGUUUUUAGCCUGGGCAAUUAGAAGAAGAUCCAUUAUUUAACUAUUGAUCCAAACCCCCAAAAUGUAUUUUAUAUAAUUGGCUUUUAACCUUUAUCUUCUGUAUACCGCAUUUUGUUUGUUUUAUUGCUAUGGCUGGUGGCCAAUGCAAAUAAAGAUUCAUUCAUUCAUUCAUUCAGGUAAGCCACAAAGAAUCUGACUCUACCUUAGGGGGCAGUUUUGCUCAGUCAAAUGCAGUGGGUCACGGAGAAGGAAAGGGACGUGUUUAUAUAAUGUAGUUCUGGUUCUUCUGCACCUACACUAGGAAAGCAGCCUAGCAAUUUAGCCUCAAGGUCAGGAAGAUCCAAUAGCAUCACAAUGAAAUAAUACGCAGUUGAAAAUGUUGACAAUAGGACCCAGGGAGGGGAUUGGGGGGCGGAGAAGUCUCGAGAUUCAGAGAAAUCUCUUUAUAUGGAUUAUGUAUUUGGUAUUGUUAUGAAUUUAUAUUUGUAAAAUCAAAUAAACAUAAUUUCAAACAAACAAAAUAGCAUCAGUGACAAGUUUGUGACCUUGGUUGUCUUCACCCUUGCAGAAUUCAAGGAAGUAUCUGAGGACCAGCACUCGCUUUCUAAUCUCAAAUCACGAGUAAGUAUGAAGCACAGUCCGGACCAUGUUAUUGGUGGAGUGGGUGGGUGUACACACACACACACACACACACACACACACACACAGCUACAGCAGAAUAAAUCUACCACAAAUGCACUACUGUGUUAACAUGUUGCAGAAUGCACCAGACACCAGCCUGGAGGGGCCCUUACUUAACUUGCUCCAGGGUUAAACACUGGACAACAGCUCAGAGUAUGAUUGAAGGCUAUGGUCCCUUUAAAUCUCCACCCUCUGGAGGCUAUUUCAUGUAUUACUAGACUAGCCUCUGAGUCAGCAUUGUACUAGGAGCUCAGCGCCCAUGCAGAUCAAAAGCUGGCCCAACAAAUAUGUAACACUGUCAUAUUUACGAUGUUUUUGAAUUAUCUUUCAUGGUUUUUUGUACGUACAAUGCAAUGACAGCAUGACAUGUGUCAUUUAGCAAUAUAUCUCAACUGCCCUGAAGAAGACAUACGAAAUGGAGACCAUACCCGGGCGUCUCGUUGACAGGAGUCCUUCGUGUACACAGUCUUUAUCUGGAAGAUUUACUCCAUAGUUGAACUAUUGAACUCUUGUUCUCAGUUAUACUGAAUAGCAAUUUGCAAAUAUAUAUAUAUAUUCAAGUUUUUUGUGACUGUACAUAAAUACCUUGUGUGGAUAUUAUUUUGAGUCAUAAAACCAAUUGCAUUGGGACAUUCAGUGCAUCUUAUACUUUCAUCAUAUACAGAGCUGUGUUCGCUUUGUUUUGAUUAGAUUCUAUUCUCUCUAUUCCUUCGUUGUUGGAGCCAGGGUUAAACCCUGGCACAAGAAAUAGGCUCUGGAACUGAGCCCUGGCAGGGUGACUUGUGGCCCCGUGUAAGCCAAACAAAGCAUUAAAGGGCCCACCUUUCUCUGAUGAAACAGCUACGCUUCCCUGUCUAAUAUUUCCGCCUUCUGAUUUGUUGCAGGAAGCUAGGCGCUGUGAGGAAUAGCAAACCGUUUGGGCCUGUUCGAAGUUCAACAGCUAGCUGAUGGCACCGCCAACAGCAGGCUGAUUUCUUUGUUAGGGUUUCAGAAUUAAACAUGAUACGCGGAAAGAACGUCUCUUCCUUGCUUCUCUUAUGCCAAGUUUGCCAGCGCCAAGGCACA
This is a messenger RNA of Podarcis lilfordi (Lilford's wall lizard), 27434 nucleotides long. NCBI's taxonomy places the organism in Eukaryota, Metazoa, Chordata, Lepidosauria, Squamata, Lacertidae. The record is from the annotation of a GenBank genome assembly.